UGUCAAGUUUAAGGUUCUACUUUAUCGACAAUGGCUGAAAGAGGUGUAGAACGCGGCGCUGAGCGUGGCGGCGACCGUGGCGGUUUCGGACGCGGAUUCGGCGGUCGUGGCGGCGGCGGAAGAGGUGGUCCAAGAGGCCGUGGACGCCGUGCAGGCCGUCCCACCGAAGAAGAGAAAUGGACACCAGUCACCAAGCUCGGUCGUCUCGUACGAGACGGUAAAAUCAAGCAGCUAGAGCAGAUCUAUCUCCACUCCCUCCCCGUCAAGGAGUACCAGAUCAUAGACCUCCUCGUCGGACCUUCGUUGAAAGACGAGGUUAUGAAAAUCAUGCCUGUCCAGAAACAGACAAGAGCUGGUCAGAGGACGAGGUUCAAGGCCUUUGUCGUUGUCGGAGAUGGUAACGGACAUGUCGGGCUGGGAGUGAAGUGCUCGAAGGAGGUUGCGACUGCUAUUAGAGGUGGGAUUAUUCUUGCGAAGCUGUCUGUGAUUCCGGUGAGGAGAGGUUAUUGGGGUAACAAGAUCGGGAAGCCGCAUACUGUUCCUUGUAAGGUUACGGGGAAGUGUGGUUCCGUUACUGUGAGGAUGGUUCCAGCUCCGAGAGGUGCUGGUAUUGUGGCGGCUAGGGUUCCUAAGAAGGUUCUUCAGUUCGCUGGUAUUGAUGAUGUCUUCACUUCUUCCAGAGGAUCUACCAAAACCCUCGGAAACUUUGUUAAGGCUACAUUUGAUUGUCUACAGAAGACAUAUGGUUUCCUUACACCAGAGUUCUGGAAAGAGACGUCAUUCAAGAAAUCUCCAUACCAAGAGUACACUGAUUUCUUGUCUAGUAAGACUGAUUCUGUGGCCAAGGUUAUUACCGAGGUUGAAGACCAAGCUUAAAGAUUGUACCGCCUUUAUGAGUUUUGAGUAUUAUCAGUUUAAGACAUGGUUUUAUUAUAGGUUUGGUUGUUGCAAAUGUUUUUCCCCUCUUAUCUGCUUUGGCUAGAGAUUUUGUUCGACAUAACUAUGAUUGGUCUGUCAUAAUACACAAUUUUCAUGAA
Messenger RNA from Raphanus sativus (radish), 1037 nucleotides. RefSeq names its product 40S ribosomal protein S2-2. The coding region runs from base 31 to 876 and encodes 281 amino acids. Gene Ontology annotation, cellular component: cytosolic small ribosomal subunit; ribosome. Gene Ontology annotation, molecular function: structural constituent of ribosome; RNA binding. The transcript is spliced from 2 exons. Gene Ontology annotation, biological process: translation. NCBI's taxonomy places the organism in Eukaryota, Viridiplantae, Streptophyta, Magnoliopsida, Brassicales, Brassicaceae. The record is from RefSeq and is a predicted model, not a curated record.